Messenger RNA from Rana temporaria (common frog), 1345 nucleotides. RefSeq names its product ADP-ribosylserine hydrolase (gene ADPRS). The transcript is spliced from 6 exons. The record is from RefSeq and is a predicted model, not a curated record. Lineage: Eukaryota; Metazoa; Chordata; Amphibia; Anura; Ranidae. Gene Ontology annotation, cellular component: mitochondrion; nucleus. The coding region runs from base 139 to 1179 and encodes 346 amino acids.
CGGCGCCUGCGGUUCUACAGAAACAAGGAAGUAUGAGAGGGCUCCUAUUGGCUGUGUGCGGACGGAGAUUUGGGAGCUUUCUCUUCCUGUGUUCUGUCAGUGAGUGACGACGCUGUGUAUAUUCAGUGAGGAAUUAUCAUGCUGUCCGUUCCUUUGUGCCGCUUCCGGGGAGCGCUGCUGGGGGCGCUAAUGGGAGACUGUAUAGGAGCCGUGUUUGAGGGAGAGUACUGCGUGAGUUCUACGUCUGUGAAGGCGGUAUUGGAGACUCUUAACAAAGAUGGAAAGCCGAGAGUUCUAACAUACACAGAUGACACAGCAAUGACCAGAUCAAUGGUACAGUCAUUGCUGGAAAACAAGGAAUUUGAUGCAGAGGAUGUAGCUGACAGAUUUACCAAGGAGUACUUCAAUGAUCCAGACCGUGGAUAUGGCGCAGGGGUGAUCCAUGUGUUUGAGAAGCUUUACAGUGGGGAAUACAGCAAUGUCUUUACACCAGCCAAGGAGCAGUUUAAUGGGAAGGGUUCCUAUGGAAAUGGAGCAGCAAUGAGAGCCGUGGCCAUUCCUUUGGCAUUUCCCAAUAUUGCUGACAUUAUAGAGUAUACUAAAACCAGUGGAAAACUGACACAUGCCUCCUCUUUGGGUUACAAUGGGGCAGUCCUGCAGGCACUGGCAGUGCACUAUGCUCUGCAGGGAGAGCAGAGUCGGGAUUCCUUCCUCAGUAGACUCCUGGAUAACAUGGGUGAAAUAGAAGCUGAUGAAAAAUCUAAAAGUGAUGCAGUGGAAUUGGAGCUGGGUGAGUUUCCAUACUGCAAGAGAUUAGAGAAAAUUAAAGAAUUUUUAGAUAAAGGAUGUGUGCCACGGAAGGAUGUGGUGGAUCAGCUGGGUAAUGGAAUUGCUGCUCUGGAAUCCGUUCCCACUGCUAUAUACGCAUUCUUACGCUGCAUGGAUCCAGUGGAAGACCUUCCCAAGGAAUUCAAUAUUUUACAACGCACUCUUGGUUACUGCUUCUUGCUAGGAGGAGACACUGACACAAUAGCUACCAUGGCUGGAGCCAUUGCAGGUGCUUAUCAUGGAGACUUGCAAGUUCCUUAUGAGUGGAAGCUCAGAUCUGAAAGUUACGAAGAUGCAGAAAAGUGGGCUGAAGAAUUACAUCAGCUGUACACUUCUCGCCUUCCUUCCUGAUUUCAUGAAAUGUCCCUGAAUUUGUUGCACUGCACUGAAUUUGAUAUAAAGCAGAAGACUCUUAAGACUGUUUCCUGAUAUUACAAUUAACAGUUUGGUUUCAUAAAAGUACAUUGUAACACCUGCUGUGGGUUUUUAAAUAAAAAAUGUAUAUGUUUAUUUAGCA